Stegodyphus dumicola is the source of this 2320-nucleotide messenger RNA. It is a transcript of the gene RnrL, whose product is annotated as Ribonucleoside diphosphate reductase large subunit. The record is from RefSeq and is a predicted model, not a curated record. Gene Ontology annotation, biological process: deoxyribonucleotide biosynthetic process. Gene Ontology annotation, molecular function: ATP binding; ribonucleoside-diphosphate reductase activity, thioredoxin disulfide as acceptor. Lineage: Eukaryota; Metazoa; Arthropoda; Arachnida; Araneae; Eresidae. Gene Ontology annotation, cellular component: ribonucleoside-diphosphate reductase complex.
GCUGUUUUCUCCUAACAAUGACUGAAGACAGUAUAGAAGGCAUUUAUGAUACUUUAAAACGUUGUGCAUUAAUUUCAAAAUCUGCUGGAGGAAUUGGAUUAAAUGUGCAUUGUAUUAGGGCUACAGGGAGUUAUAUUGCUGGGACAAAUGGUUCUUCAAAUGGAAUUGUGCCUAUGUUGAGAGUGUAUAACAACACAGCACGUUAUGUGGAUCAAGGUGGAAAUAAGAGACCUGGAGCUUUUGCAAUUUAUUUAGAACCUUGGCAUGCAGACAUAUUUGACUUUUUAGAUUUAAAGAAGAAUACUGGCAAAGAAGAGCAAAGAGCAAGAGAUCUGUUUUAUGCAUUAUGGAUUCCAGAUUUAUUUAUGAGACGAGUAGAAAAAGAUGAAACGUGGAGUCUAAUGUGUCCAAAUGAAUCACCAGGACUUCAUGAAUGCUGGGGGGAGGAAUUUGAAGAAUUGUAUGAAAGGUAUGAAAAAGAAGGGAGGUUCAGAAAGCAAGUUAAAGCGCAAUCACUGUGGUAUGCAAUUAUUGAAUCUCAGAUUGAAACAGGAACCCCAUAUAUGUUGUAUAAAGAUGCUUGUAAUCGAAAAUCAAAUCAAAAGAAUUUAGGAACCAUACAGUGCAGUAAUCUAUGCACAGAAAUUGUUGAGUACAGCUCUCAUGAUGAGGUUGCUGUGUGCAAUCUGGCAUCUAUUGCUCUCAACAGAUAUGUCAAGGAUCAAGAGUUUGAUUUUAAAAAACUGAAGCAAGUCACAAAAGUUAUAACAAAAAAUUUAAAUAAAAUAAUAGAUAUCAAUUAUUAUCCUAUCCCUGAGGCUAAAAAGUCUAAUAAAAGACAUAGACCAAUUGGAAUAGGAGUUCAAGGCUUGGCUGACACUUUCAUUUUGAUGAGGUUUCCAUUUGACAGCGAAGAAGCUCAAAAAUUAAAUAUUGAAAUAUUUGAAACUAUUUAUUUUGCAGCUCUGGAAGCUAGCUGUGAGUUGGCUGAAAAAUAUGGAACAUAUGAAACAUAUGAAGGUUCUCCAGUUUCAAAAGGGAUUCUUCAGUAUGAUAUGUGGAAUGUAACUCCUACACCUCGAUGGAACUGGGCUGAGUUAAAAGAAAAAAUUGCUAAGUAUGGAGUAAGGAACAGUUUGCUUGUAGCUCCUAUGCCAACAGCUUCAACUGCACAAAUUCUUGGAAAUAAUGAAUCUAUUGAACCAUAUACUAGUAAUUUCUAUACUAGGAGGGUUUUAUCUGGAGAAUUUCAGGUUGUAAAUCAUCAUUUAUUAAAAGACCUAACUGAUCUAAAUCUGUGGGAUGAAAACAUGAAAAAUAGACUUAUUGCAGACAGUGGCUCCAUACAGAAUAUUAAUGCCAUUCCUGAUGGUCUCAAAAAAUUAUAUCGUACAGUUUGGGAGAUACCGCAGAAAAAUAUAUUAAAAAUGGCUGCUGAUAGAGGGGCCUAUAUAGAUCAAAGUCAAUCUCUAAAUGUUCACAUUGCUGAACCAAAUUAUGGAAAAUUAACAAGCAUGCACUUUUAUGGAUGGCACUUAGGUUUGAAGACUGGAAUGUAUUAUCUUCGGACCAAACCAGCUGUUAAUGCUAUUCAAUUUACAGUUGAUAAAAAAGCAUUAAGAGAAGGAAAUUCACCAUCUAUUAAUGGUAUCAAAGAAAAACAAAUGGCUGAUAUGGUUUGCUCUUUACAGAAUAAAGAAGCCUGUUUAAGUUGCAGUGGAUAGUGAUUUCAUUGUAUUAUUAGCUACCUUGCUUAAUUUAUUGAUAAAAAUAAGAUGUGACUGCUGGAAAUAUAACAAUUGACGAAGGAUUAGGAAUAUAACACCAACGGUGCCUGUUUUCCUUUGUUGGAUAUGGUCAUUAAAUAUAAUGCUUAAAAUUAGGAAUUUUACCAUUCUUUAUGGUAUUUUUUAAUCAUGUGAUAUACAAAUACAAAUUACUUUUAAUAUGCUUUCUAUUCUGUGUUUUUCACUCUAUUUUUGAUCCAGUAUUAUAUAUGUAAACUGUGUUUGUGUAUUCUUGGGGGGGGGGCUCAAUUUUCAUCAAAAAUAUUUAUUUUUAUUGAAAUUACUAUUGAUUUUUUUAAUAUAGCGAUAAUCAUAAUUUAUGUGUGUAAUUUCUGCUUACCAUUGAACUUCUACAUAAAAAAGAAUGGUAACAAUAUCAAAUUUUUAUCCACCUUUUAUAUAUGUAACUCACAUAUUUAUUAUUUUUCACUAAAUCUACUCUUAAAUAUUGUAUAUAUGUUACGGUGAAACACCGAAAUCUGGAGAAUGUCAACAUUCACAUAGUCUCUUGGUGUAUGUCCGAAAUAUUUUCA